AUGGAAGACUUCGAUUUGGUUGUCGUUGGAGCCGGCUACUACGGCCUCGGCGCUGCGAAACAGUAUCGCGUAACUCACCCACACCAUUCCCUCGCUAUCUUCGAUGCCAACGCGUCCGUCGGUGGUGUCUGGUCCAAUGAGCGCAUCUACCCAUGCCUCAGGUCCAACAACCUGCUUGGAACCUAUGAGUAUCCAGAUUUCUCCAUGGCCACCGAACGUUUCGGCGCCAAGCCACUACAGUACAUUCCAGCAGAGGUCAUGCAUAAUUACUUCGAGGCUUAUGCGCAAGAGUUCGGCAUAGACCGACACCUGAGACUCAGUACCAAGGUUCUAUCGGCCGAGCAUCAAGACGACGGUGGCUGGUUGCUUGAAAUCAAGAACGAGGAAUCCGAACUUCCUACCAGGGUUUUCGCCAAGAGGCUAAUUGUGGCGACGGGUCAGGAUUCCGAGCCAUUGAUGCCCCAUAUCAGAGGGCAAGAGCAAUACAACAGACCACUCUUUCACAGCAGAGACUUCCAAAAGUACAAAGAUACUGUCAAUACAGCAAAGAGUGUCACUGUCUUUGGGGGAACCAAGUCUGGCUGGGACGCUGUCUAUGCGUACGCAACUCAUGGUGCCCAAGUUGAUUGGAUCAUCAGACCGACUGGUCAUGGUCCUGUUUGGAUGGCUCCCUCUUUCGUGACACCUUUCAAAGUAUGGAUUGAGAAGCUCGUUAAUAUCCGUUUGCUUCAUUGGUUUGCUCCAUGCAUCUGGGGUCAAGAUAGUGGCUACCACAGCAUUAAAUCCUUCUGGCAUGGUACAGCCGUCGGUCGCGCCAUCGUCUCAGUCUUCUGGAAGAUUCUCGCCAGCGAUGUCAUUGCCAAAAUGAAGUUUGAUACCCAUCCUGAGCUCAAAAAGCUCAAACCAACUGCUUCAGCCAUGCAUACUGGCACAGCCUUUGGCAUCUUCAAUUAUGCAACCGACUUUUAUCAGCCGAUACGUGAUGGCACCGUGAAAAUCUACGAGUCGGAUCUCUCGCAUCUUAGUGAGGGAAAGGUCCAUCUUGAUGAUGAAGAAGGAACGACGAUUGCCUCCGAUGCUUUUGUCGCGGUUACUGGUUGGAAGCCAUUCUCACCUCUGAAGUUUUUGCCUGAGGGCAUUGACCGCAAGAUUGGGCUUCCUUAUGUGCCGAUCGCCGAUGAUAAAGGCAACAUCCCAGAUGAAGGCCUUGCUAACUGUACUGCCCUUCUUGAUCGGGCUGAUCAGGAGAUUCAGAAGCGGUUCCCAAUGCUCAAGACGCCAAUGAAGUUCAACCCAAACUAUAAGCCUCUUACCGAAACAAAAGCCUUCAGCAUGCCUGCUACUGAUGAAUCCCUCACCCCAACAGCAUCGCAUACGCCUCUGAUGCUCUAUCACUUUAUGGUCCCCGGUACGGCAGAAUUUCUCCGUACUAAGGACAUUGCUUUUACGGGAUACUCAACAAAUUUUAGCAACGGUACUUGUGCACACAUCCAGGGUCUUUGGAUCAGCGCUUUCUUCGAUGGAACUCUAGCUCGCGACCCAAGUUCGGCAGUUACUGCGUCCAGUACAACACUCAAUGACAUGAACGAAGGCAAGAAUGCAAUUCAAAAGACUAUGACGCUAGAUGAGGUACACUGGCAGACAGUCUUGCAUAACCGCUUUGGCAAGUGGCGUUAUCCAAGGGACUCGGGAGCCAAUAUACCGGACUUCAUCUUUGAGGCUGUGCCGUUCAUGGAUAUGAUGAUGGCAGACUUGGGGCUCCCGGUGCAUCGGAAGCGGGGGCUCUUUAAAGAGAUUACUGAGCCUUACGGACCAGAGGAUUAUAGGACAAUCAAUGAACAGCACGCAGCUAGGUUGAACGGUAGUUAA
Molecule: messenger RNA, 1869 nt
Organism: Fusarium poae
Lineage: Eukaryota; Fungi; Ascomycota; Sordariomycetes; Hypocreales; Nectriaceae
Exons: 4
Coding region: 1-1869 (622 amino acids)
Source: RefSeq, a predicted model, not a curated record